This is a messenger RNA of Darwinula stevensoni, 3072 nucleotides long. The record is from the annotation of a GenBank genome assembly. NCBI's taxonomy places the organism in Eukaryota, Metazoa, Arthropoda, Ostracoda, Podocopida, Darwinulidae.
UUUCAGAACUCUCUAUUGAAAUAAAACUGAAGAGCUUCUGACAGCUUGAAACAUGGAUGCUGAUUUGUAUGAUGAGUUUGGAAACUACAUUGGGCCGGAAUUGGAGUCCGAUGAAGAAGAAGAAGAGGAGGAGGAAGAACCACAUGAUGAUCAAGAUGAUAUGCCUCAAGACAUUGAGGAAGAGGGAAUGGAUGAUGGCGGAGAGGAUGAAGCUGGACAGCAGUUAGCAGUUGUACUACAUGAGGAUAAAAAGUAUUAUCCUACAGCAGAGGAAGUAUUUGGGCCCGAGGUUGAGACUGUCGUCCAGGAGGAGGAUGCUCAACCUCUCACACAACCCAUCAUACAGCCUGUAAAGAGAAACAAGUUCAGCUAUGCUGAACAGGAGCUUCCAGAAACAACAUACGAGAUGGAAUUUCUGGCAGAUCUGAUGGAUACACCCGAUCUCAUCCGGAAUGUGGCCCUGGUUGGACAUCUUCAUCACGGGAAGACGUCUUUUGUUGAUUGCUUGAUGGAGCAAACACACCCUGGGCUUGGACCUCCCCCUCAGCCUGAUAAACCACUGCGUUAUACAGAUACUUUGUUCACAGAACAAGAAAGAGCAGUAACCAUGAAAGCAUCACCCAUCAGCCUUGUGAUGCAAGAUGUGAAAAGCAAGAGCUUUCUUAUCAACAUUUUUGACACCCCUGGACAUGUGAAUUAUUCAGACGAGGUGACUGCCGCAAUGCGCCUCUCAGAUGGGGUCAUUUUAUUUGUGGAUGCUGCUGAGGGUGUGAUGCUGAAUACAGAAAGACUCCUGCGCCAUGCGGUCCAAGAGCGCAUGUCCAUCUGUCUCUGCAUCAAUAAAAUCGACCGCCUCAUCCUUGAGCUCAAGCUCCCACCUCAAGAUGCAUACUAUAAAUUACGGCAGAUCAUUGAUGAAGUCAAUGGUCUACUUGGAAUGUAUUCAGAGGAGGAGAAUCCAUUAUUGAUGUCUCCUCUUCUGGGUAAUGUGUGCUUUGCAAGUUCCCAAUAUUCACUCUGCUUCACACAACGCUCAUUUGCAUAUCUCUACGCUCAGUCCUACCCAGGCAUCAAUGCACCCGAAUUUGCCCGAAGGCUCUGGGGAGACAUCUACUUCAACCCAAAAACACGGAGGUUCACAAAAAAGCCACCACAUGGACAGGCUCAGAGGAGCUUUGUUGAAUUCAUCCUGGAGCCUCUAUACAAGAUCUUUGCACAGGUGGUGGGAGAUGUGGAUGAAUCUCUUCCAGUUGUUCUGGAGGAACUGGGCAUUCAUCUAACCAAGGAGGAAUCAACCCUCAACAUUCGCCCGCUGCUGCGUCUUAUUUGCUCCCGGUUCCUUGGUGAUUUCAAUGGAUUUGUGGAUAUGUGUGUGAAUCAUGUCUUCUCACCUGCUGCAAAUGCAAGACGGAAGGUGGAACACAUCUAUACAGGUCCCUUGCAGGGAGACAUUGCAGAGGCCAUGCUGCAUUGUGACCCUGAGGGUCCACUUAUGCUUCACGUGAGCAAGCAGUACCCCACAACAGAUGCGACAUGUUUCCAUGUCUUUGGCCGUGUUUUGAGUGGAACCCUCCAUUCGGGUCAGGAGGUGGUGAUCUUAGGGGAGAAUUAUUCUCUGGCUGAUGAGGAGGACUCACGAACCAUGAUUGUGGGACGCCUCUGGGUCUACGAAUCACGGUAUCGUGUAGAGGUGAAUCGGGUGCCGGCAGGGAACUGGGUCCUCAUUGAGGGGAUCGACCAGCCAAUAGUGAAGACGGCCACCAUCACAGAGAAGGGCCUCGACGAAGACCUCUACAUCUUCCGCCCGCUCCAGUUCAACACCCAUUCGGUGAUGAAAAUCGCAGUGGAGCCCGUUAAUCCGUCGGAGCUGCCCAAGAUGUUGGAUGGGCUGAGGAAAGUGAACAAGUCGUACCCUCUUCUCCAGACGAGGGUUGAAGAGUCUGGGGAACAUGUGAUCCUUGGCACAGGAGAAUUGUACCUUGAUUGCGUCAUGCAUGAUCUCCGCAAGAUGUACUCUGAGAUUGAUAUUAAGGUGGCAGACCCUUGUGUGAGUUUCUGCGAAACAGUUGUGGAAACAUCAUCUCUUAAAUGCUUUGCUGAGACACCAAAUCGUAAGAAUAAGCUCACCAUGAUUGCUGAACCACUAGAGAAAGGCUUGGCCGAAGAUAUCGAGAACCAAAUCGUUCACAUUUCUUGGAAUAGAAAGCGGCUUGGAGAGUUUUUCCAAACAAAAUACGACUGGGAUCUCCUGGCUGCUCGAAGCAUCUGGGCCUUUGGACCUGAUGUGACUGGUCCAAACAUCCUGGUUGAUGACACACUCCCUUCAGAGGUAGACAAGGGUCUGCUGAACUCAGUUCGUGAUGCCAUCGUCCAGGGUUUCCAGUGGGGAACCAGAGAAGGACCUCUGUGUGAGGAACCCAUCCGGAAUGUGAAAUUCAAGAUCUUGGAUGCUGUCAUUGCACCUGAACCUAUCCAUCGUGGAGGAGGCCAGAUCAUUCCGACAGCUAGACGAGUAGCAUAUUCUGCUUUCCUCCUUGCCACACCUAGACUCAUGGAACCCUAUUAUUUUGUGGAGGUUAUGGCUCCCGCUGAUUGCGUCUCUGCUGUUUACACUGUCCUUGCCCGCCGCAGGGGUCAUGUGACACAAGAUGCCCCUGUCCCUGGAUCUCCUCUCUAUACCAUCAAGGCAUUCAUCCCUGCAAUAGAUUCAUUCGGCUUUGAGACUGAUCUCCGGACCCACACCCAAGGACAAGCUUUCUGCCUCUCAGUUUUCCAUCACUGGCAGAUUGUUCCUGGGGACCCUCUUGACAAGAGCAUAGUGAUCAGGCCACUUGAGCAACAACCAGCACCUCAUCUGGCGAGAGAAUUCAUGAUCAAGACGCGGCGGAGGAAGGGGCUCAGUGAAGAUGUGUCCAUCAACAAGUUCUUCGACGAUCCUAUGUUGCUUGAGCUGGCUAAGCAAGAUGUCAUGCUCAACUACCCUCUCUGAGUGUCAGGAAGUACAAUCUUGUUUGACAAAAAAAAAAGUGAAAUAAAACUUUCUUGUACAGGUACGAAGACACUGAAUAUAUA